This is a messenger RNA of Drosophila serrata, 342 nucleotides long. RefSeq names its product diedel (gene Diedel). NCBI's taxonomy places the organism in Eukaryota, Metazoa, Arthropoda, Insecta, Diptera, Drosophilidae. The record is from RefSeq and is a predicted model, not a curated record.
AUGGGAUCAUCAAUAGUCUACACACUUUUCCUCAUUGGGAUUUGCUGCCUGGCUUUGGUCAGGGAUGCCCAGGCAGAGUGCUGCGUCACCGUGGAGGAUGUGACCUUUACAGUCGAUAGGGGCACCUGCUCAUCCGUGGGUGGCUAUGGAGGCUCCACCUGCGAGGUGCGGAUCUGCGCGGACGGAGUGGCCCAGGUGGGCAGCUUCUGCGGACAAGGAUCUUGCAACAUGUUUGGUUGCAACUGCGACGGCGGAUGUCUGACCGGCGAGUGGACCAAGACUUUUGUGGAAAGAUACGAGAACUAUGGAGUUCGAAUUAUUAAGUCCCAUAAGUUUCCUUAA